CCCAUCCCUCUUCUCUCUUAUUUAUCCAUUGAGAUGUGUGCUGCGCACAAAACUCUGCGGGCAGUUUUGUGCGCGGCCGCACACCACGUCGAAACAGAGCAGCACGGCUCGCAAAGUACUCCCCAGUGUCCGUUCUGCUGGUAGAAAACCAUGCGCGCCCGGUGUGAAGUACACGUCCCGGCAGGCGCACCGCAGUAGCCACGUCUUGAAAGCCAGCGAGGGGCGGACGAGCACGCCGUCGCCGCCCUCCUCGUCGUCCUCCUCCCACUUCUCACGGCAGGGAGAUAGUGAGAGCGGGCGUGCCGAUCUUCUGGCGCCAACGAUGGCGGGCUUGACCAGCGACAGCGAUGAUAAUGAUAAGUUUGAGUGGGAAAGUGAUGGUGAGGCUGCGCCCUCAUCAGCUCCGACCUUGAGGAACUUGGAUGCUCCUGGCCCGUCCACGCUGGUACGUCAGAAUUCUAACGGGUGGGCCAACGGGGAAGCAACCUCUACUUCUUUAGUCGAGGAAUAUGUGACAAUGGGUUUCCCAAAAGACAUGGUUGUGAAGGGCAUUAAGGAGAUUGGGCACAAUGAUGUAAAUGCGUUGCUAGAGCUACUUCUCACAUAUAAGGCACUAGGUGAUGAGGGUGCAUUGGGUGAUUGCUCUACGUCUGGCUGUGCCUGCCCAAAUGUUCAAGAUGAUGAUGAUGAUGAUCUUGAUUCCGAUAACUGGGAUAACGACAAUGAUACUGGUGGUAGAGAGCACAACUCUGAUAGUUCUGGUGAUGAGGAUUUUCUAAAAGAGAUGUCGGCGAAGGACGAGAAGAUAAACUUAUUAGUAGACAUGGGCUUUUCUGAAGAUGAAGCCAAUAUGGCUAUGACAACAUGUGGUGUGGAUGCUGAUCUCUGUGUAUUAGUUGAUUCGAUUAGUGCAUCACGGGUUGCAGGAGAUUGCCAUUCCAGAAAUUUAUUUGACGAUCAGGUUAUGGAUAGAUGCUUUGAUUCCUUUGGAGAGAGAGAGAAAGCAAGAUUGAUGGAAGAGCGCAAGAAAAAGAGGAAGCGAUAUGGAGGUGGAUCACAUGGCAAUCGAUCUUCCUUGGAUGGUAGCGAUGAUGAACAAAUGCAUCUCCCAAAUCCAAUGGUUGGAUUUAACCUGCCCGGUUAUAGGCGGCCAUCAGUGAUGAGAAUGCUUCCUCAACAAGCUAUUGGACCACCUUUUUUCUACUAUGAAAAUGUGGCCCGAACUCCAAGAGGUGUAUGGGAGACCAUUUCAAGAUUUCUGUAUGACAUUGAACCAGAGUUUGUGGAUUCUAUGCAUUUGUCUGCAGCUGCAAGGAAAAGAGGCUACAUCCAUAAUUUACCAAUUGAGAACAGAUCACCUCUUCUUCCUCUGCCUCCAAAGACCAUAUUUGAGGCAUUUCCUCAUUAUAAGAAGUGGUGGCCUUCUUGGGACCCGAGAAGACAACUCAAUUGUUUGCAAACAACUGUGGCAAGUGCAAAGACGACAGAGCGGAUCCAGUGUCUUCUUGCAAGGUCAAGCAAUCCACCACCUCCAAGUGUUCAGAAAUAUGUCAUUGAUGAGUGUAGAAAAUGGAAUCUUGUCUGGGUUGGAAAAAACAAGGUUGCUCCGUUGGAGCCUAAUGAGGUGGAAUAUCUACUUGGUUUCCCAAGGGACCACACAAGGGGGGUCGGCAAGACCGAGAGAUAUAAAUCUCUUGGCAACUCAUUCCAUGUUGAUACUGUUGCUUACCACUUGUCGGUGCUGAGGGACAUGUUUCCUAAUGGUGUUAGUGUGCUGUCCUUGUUCACCGGUAUUGGAGGAGGAGAGGUAGCUUUGCACAGGCUUGGGAUUCACAUGAGGGCAGUGGUUUCUGUUGAGAUAGGUGAAGCUAAUAGGAGGAUUUUGAGGGGUUGGUGGGAUCAGACCCAGACAGGCACGCUGAUUGAGGUUGCUGACGUGAAAUCUCUCACCCCUGAUAUAAUUGCAUCAUACGUUGGUAGAUUUGGCGGCUUCGACUUGGUGAUUGGGGGCAGCCCAUGUAACAAUCUUGCCGGGAGCAACCGACACCACCGUGAUGGCUUGGAGGGCGAGCAAUCUUCUUUGUUCUACCACUACUUCAGAAUCUUGGAUGUCGUCAAGUCGGCUAUGGCGAGGAUGUAGGCUAUGGCAAGGAUGUAGCCUAAGCAUUGUAGUACCCUAUCUUAUCACGUAGUGUUUAACCGCAACUUCUUUUGUUCUACAUAGAGUAAGAGGCUUCUUUUGUUUAGUUGCUUCAUGUCCUUUUCUUUGCUUGCACUUACAACUAUGUAUCAAGCACUUAAAUCUGUGGGUUCCAGGCUAUGAAAAUGGUGAGCACAAUAAGGUUAAAUGAGGAUGCUGCUUUGCUAUGAAGCCUAUUGUGAGAGA
Messenger RNA from Triticum aestivum (bread wheat), 2386 nucleotides. RefSeq names its product DNA (cytosine-5)-methyltransferase DRM2. Gene Ontology annotation, molecular function: DNA (cytosine-5-)-methyltransferase activity; protein binding. The transcript has 8 exons. Bases 323 to 2140 code for a protein of 605 amino acids. The record is from RefSeq and is a predicted model, not a curated record. NCBI's taxonomy places the organism in Eukaryota, Viridiplantae, Streptophyta, Magnoliopsida, Poales, Poaceae. Gene Ontology annotation, cellular component: nucleus.